AUGAUCCUCUCUGCCUUCCUUCCCCUCCUCGCCCUCCCUCUCGCCUCCGCAUUCUACCUGCCUGGUACAGCACCUCGAGAUUACCUUCAAGGUGAAAAAAUAGAUGUUUUCGUUAACACCCUAACCCCCAUGCUCAACUCUAAACUCCAUUCAUUGAUAUCUCACGAUUACUAUGAUCCGAGAUUUCAUUUCUGUCAACCACCCGGAGGACCAGUCAAACAAUCUGAAUCGUUAGGAUCAAUCUUGUUUGGAGACAGAAUCUUAACUUCACCAUAUGAAAUCUCCAUGAUGCAAAACUCCACUUGUCAGAUGCUAUGUCAAUCUAGUGUACCUAAAGAAGAUGCUAAAUUCAUCAAUGAUAGAAUAAAAGAAGAUUAUGGACUGAAUUUCAUUAUAGAUGGAUUGCCUUCCUCUGAGAUGAAGAGAGAUUCGAAGACAGGCGAGAUCUUUUUAGAUGCCCAAGGAUUCAAUUUGGGUGAUGAUGAGACUAUACCUGAUUUACCAGCUUUGAAUAAUCAUUACGAUAUUUAUAUACAAUAUCACGCAAGAGAUUCAAGACAUUUCAGAGUUGUGGGUGUAUUAGUCUAUCCAAGAACUGUUAAUUCAAUGGUAUCAGGUUCAAGAGAACCAGAUUGUUUCGCCAGUCAACCUUUCCAUUUAUCCGAAGCUACCAAUAAUGAAUUUUAUUACUCAUAUUCGGUUUCAUUCAUACCUUCCGAUAUCCCUUGGGGAUUAAGAUGGGAUGCUUAUUUACAUGUGUUUGAUCCCAAGAUUCAUUGGUUCUCUUUGGUCAAUUCUCUGGUCAUCGUUGGUUUCUUGGUCUUUAUGGUCGCAAUGGUAUUGUAUAGAACGAUAUCAAAAGAUAUAUCAAGAUAUAACGCUAUUGAUUUAUCUGAAGAUGUUCAAGAAGAUUAUGGAUGGAAAUUAGUACAUGGAGAAGUAUUCAGAUUACCCUCAAGACCGAUGCUCUUAUCUGUGAUGGUCGGAAACGGUUCACACCUCGUAAUGAUGUGUAUCGUAACGCUCGUAUUCGCUUUAUUCGGUUUCCUGUCACCAUCAAAUAGAGGUUCAUUAGCAACUGUCUUGUUGAUCUGUUGGACAUUAUUCGGAUGUGUAUCCGGUUACGCAAGUUCGAGAACAUACGCUACACUAGGUGGAGAUCUAUGGAAACAGAAUUUGGUUUUAACAACAAUCUUAUUUCCGACUGUCAUAUUCUCAAUAAUAGGUUUACUCAAUUUAUUCUUGGUUUUCGCUUCUGCCUCUGGCGCAGUGCCAUUCGGAACAAUACUUGCGAUAUUGUUGUUAUGGUUUUUGAUAUCUGCUCCAUUGAGCGUUGCCGGAUACUUUUGGGGAAUGAAACAUGGAGCAUUUGAGAAUCCAGUUCGAGUGUCAAGUAUUCCUCGGCAAAUACCACCUAAACCAUGGUAUCUAAAAACGGUUCAAGCUGCUAUAUUAGGCGGAAUACUUCCUUUCGGUGCCGCUUUCGUUGAAUUAUAUUUCGUUUUAUCAAGUUUAUUUGGUAACAGAGCAUAUUAUGCUUUUGGUUUCCUAUUCUUAACCUUUAUAGUGGUGGUUUUGACUACUGCAACAGUAACAGUAUUAUUCGUUUAUUUCGUUUUGUGUGCAGAAGAAUAUAGAUGGCAUUGGAGGAGUUUUAUGAUCGGAGGUGGUUCCGCCUUUUGGUUAUUCGCUUAUGGAGUUUGGUAUUGGGCAAGUAGAUUAAGUUUGGAUAGCUUCACGAGUAUGGUUUUGUACUUUGGCUACCUAUUCCUCUUCUCUUUACUUGAUUUCUUGGUUGGAGGAUCAAUAGGAUACAUUGCAACUUAUUUCGCUAUAAGACGAUUAUACUCUUCAAUAAGGGUAGAUUAG
Kwoniella shivajii is the source of this 1869-nucleotide messenger RNA. RefSeq lists its product as uncharacterized. Gene Ontology annotation, biological process: protein localization to membrane; vacuolar transport. Gene Ontology annotation, cellular component: membrane. NCBI's taxonomy places the organism in Eukaryota, Fungi, Basidiomycota, Tremellomycetes, Tremellales, Cryptococcaceae. The record is from RefSeq and is a predicted model, not a curated record. The coding region runs from base 1 to 1869 and encodes 622 amino acids. The transcript has 2 exons.